CCGACCCGACCUGAUACCUGGAAAUAUCGACCUAGGGCCUGGAGAGAGCCUUCCUUUCCUCGAUCUCCUCCACUUCCAAAACAUACGAUAACCACCCUCCGUCGGUAACGACAACCUCGUGCGGCGACCCUCUCCGGCGCCUUGGACUUUCCUUUCCGCACCUCCACCUCCCACUCCACCGUUCACUUCCACCUCUGCGGCUCCUGCAGCCAUCCCCAUCGCCGGCGACGAUCUCCUUCGGCUCCAUCAAGAGAAGUUCAAUAUGGCCACCCUUCGAAAUCUGAAAAUCAAGACAGCUACUUGCAAGCGCAUCCUUAAGGAGCUUCAUUCUUAUGAGAAAGAGGUUGAGAAAGAAGCUGCAAAAACUGCAGACAUGAAGGAUAAAGGAGCUGACCCUUAUGAUCUUAAGCAGCAGGAGAAUGUGUUGGCAGAGUCAAGGAUGAUGGUUCCCGAUUGCCGCAAACGGCUGGAAGCUGCACUUGCAGACCUAAAAGGAACAUUGGCUGAGUUGAAGGAGUCGAACCAGCAAGGCAUUGAAAUUGAGGAAACUGAUGGUAUCAUUACAGAAGUUGAGGCGUUAUUUCAGACAGAAGAGGAUUAGAAGUUAAAAAUGAAAUGAAAAUGUUGUGAUAUUUGAUGUUCUGGUAUAUGGUCUGCUCCAUAUGUACUUGAAGUUUGUAGUGUUAUUGUGAAUGCUGGUUAUGUUGGCUGCUGCAUCUUUAUAGUUAUCCAAUUUUACCAAGAAUAUGUUAGUAACUUAUGAAAUUUUUUAUGUCAGCUUCACAUUAUAUUCGCCUC
Elaeis guineensis (African oil palm) is the source of this 798-nucleotide messenger RNA. RefSeq names its product tubulin-folding cofactor A. Gene Ontology annotation, biological process: tubulin complex assembly; post-chaperonin tubulin folding pathway. The record is from RefSeq and is a predicted model, not a curated record. Gene Ontology annotation, cellular component: microtubule cytoskeleton; cytosol. Lineage: Eukaryota; Viridiplantae; Streptophyta; Magnoliopsida; Arecales; Arecaceae. Gene Ontology annotation, molecular function: beta-tubulin binding.